CUAAGGUCCUGUCUGCCUUUCUCUUCUAAGCCUCCUCCCCGGCUCCUCAGCUAGUCGCGUGUCCUUCCACUCCUUUGUCCCAGGGUUCCCACAUAAAAGGAUGCUGUUCUUCCUCCCCCAUCUACCCCUCCCCAGAGGUCCCCAUCCCACACAUUCCCGCCCCCUCCUCCCCACUGCUCUGGCCUCACUGUCCCCAAUGGUGGCCUCCAAGCUCGUCACUUGGCUCCUCCCCCGCUUGGGCCUUAAAACCCAACCUGCACCCAGCGCCCUCAGAAGCCCCAGGUGGCACCACUGAGUUCCUUGCUCCAAGGGAACCUGCGCCAGCCUGCAAGACGCAGCUCUCCCAAGCCCCAAGGGCAGGCCCAGAGGGACCCGGUGAGCUCCAUCCGAAUGUGACUACAGAGCUUCAGUGGGCAACAGGUCUCCAAGUGGCGACACAGCUGAGCGGGACCCACAGACUGGUUCGUGUUGUGAGUAUCAUACCUGCCACAGGCUCACAGAUGUGAGGACUGACCUGGCCACAGGGCAGCAGAUCCCCCUCCUACUGGGCACGGAGACCCCUUCCUGAGUGAAGCAGGCUGUCUGAGAGCUGCGAAGACCUAACUAGGGGGCCAAUGGCUUCUGCGGGGCUUGAACUCCUGGGGAUGACCCUGGCCGUGCUGGGUUGGCUAGGAACCCUGGUGUGCUGUGCCCUGCCCUUGUGGAAGGUGACAGCCUUCAUCGGAAACAGCAUCGUGGUGGCGCAGGUGGUGUGGGAGGGGCUGUGGAUGUCCUGCGUGGUGCAGAGCACGGGGCAGAUGCAGUGCAAGGUGUACGACUCGCUGCUGGCGCUGCCCCAGGACCUGCAGGCCGCCCGGGCCCUCUGCGUCGUCGCCCUCCUGCUGGCCCUCCUGGGCCUGCUGGUGGCCAUCACGGGUGCCCAGUGUACCACAUGUGUGGAAGACGAAGGUGCCAAGGCCCGCAUUGAGCUCACCGCGGGCAUCCUCCUCCUCCUCGCGGGCAUCCUGGUGCUGAUCCCUGUCUGCUGGACUGCCCACGCCGUCAUCCAGGACUUCUAUAACCCGCUCGUGGCAGAAGCCCUCAAGCGAGAGCUGGGGGCCUCCCUCUACCUGGGUUGGGCGGCAGCUGCAUUACUCAUGCUGGGUGGGGGGCUCCUCUGUUGUACAUGUCCCCCAACCCAGUUUGAACGGCCCCGUGGGCCUAGGCUGGGCUACUCCAUUCCAUCCCGCUCAGGAGCGUCGGGACUGGACAAGCGGGAUUACGUAUGACGCCGAGGCUUCCUCCAGGAACCUCUAUCCCAGGCUCCGGAGCGGCAAUCCUUGCUCUAGCCACCAACCGCGCACCCGAGGGAGGCCCCUCCUAUUUAGCUCACUUGAGACCUGGCUCCAAGGCUGAUCUGGCUCGAACUGACCCUCCGAGGCUUCUACCCAGUUCUCCAGGACGUGCUUGCCCUCCUUUUCCCAGAAGCCUUCACCUGCUCCAGGACACGGGAUGGUAUUCUCCUUGCCUUCAGAGUGAGUGCGGACGAGCCUGGUAACCCCUGGCACUGGUCCGGCCUGGCUCUACUACCACCUCCAUCCAAGAACCCUAGUCCCCCACGGCCAAGUUGGGAAUAAAAGAACAUUUGUAACUGA
Jaculus jaculus (lesser Egyptian jerboa) is the source of this 1634-nucleotide messenger RNA. RefSeq names its product claudin 9 (gene Cldn9). Gene Ontology annotation, biological process: cell adhesion; bicellular tight junction assembly. The transcript has a single exon. NCBI's taxonomy places the organism in Eukaryota, Metazoa, Chordata, Mammalia, Rodentia, Dipodidae. The record is from RefSeq and is a predicted model, not a curated record. Gene Ontology annotation, cellular component: bicellular tight junction; plasma membrane. Gene Ontology annotation, molecular function: structural molecule activity. Bases 615 to 1268 code for a protein of 217 amino acids.